AUGGGUGUUGCAGACAAUGAAUAUAUUUCAGUUCCAACUGGUGAACCAGUUCAACAACAACCACAAACUACAUCUGUUGUUUUUGGAGCUCCACAAAGCUAUUAUCCACAUCAACAACCACAAAUCAUUUUAAGUGCACCAACAACCACCGCUUCAACCUCAACUACAGAUUCAACUGUUGUUGAAGAAAAUCCAGUUUGUUGUGAUCGUUGCGAUUUAGAAAAUAAAGUCAAAUAUCAACGUUACUCAACCGUUGGUCCAUGGUUAUACCAAAUUAUCAUUUUAUUCUUUUCCCAACAAUUUUUACUUUUCAGUAUUGCUCCAAUUUUAGGUCUAUUUGCAAUGUACACUCAAAAUAGAUGUAUUGUUGUUAUGCAUUUCUUAACAGCUGCAUUCUAUUAUAUUUUCAGUGUUAUUUUCUUAUUUAGUGGAGAUCAAAUUAAUACCAUUUUAUUAUCAAUUCUCUUUUCUAUUAUUUUCACUCUCUCAUUAAUGAACUAUAGUAGAUAUAUUAAAACCUUAAACAAAUUAGCAAACGUUGGUGAAUGUUUACAAUCAACUAUCAAUGGUUCUGGUUUUGAAGUCACAAUUGAAUCUCAACCAACUCCAACCACUAUUCCACAACCAAUCGUUCAACCACAACCAAUCUAUGUUUCACAAUUACCAAUGAUGAUUCCACAACCAUCAUCACAACCACCACAAAUUAUUGUUCCACAAAUCGUUUAUGAUGCAAACCAUAACCCAAUCUAUCACUUAAUCCCAAUUCAAAACAGUAACCAACAUUAA
Dictyostelium discoideum AX4 is the source of this 786-nucleotide messenger RNA. RefSeq lists its product as hypothetical. Gene Ontology annotation, cellular component: membrane. NCBI's taxonomy places the organism in Eukaryota, Evosea, Eumycetozoa, Dictyosteliales, Dictyosteliaceae. Bases 1 to 786 code for a protein of 261 amino acids. The transcript is spliced from 2 exons. The record is from RefSeq and is a predicted model, not a curated record.